Molecule: messenger RNA, 1455 nt
Organism: Caenorhabditis briggsae
Lineage: Eukaryota; Metazoa; Nematoda; Chromadorea; Rhabditida; Rhabditidae
Exons: 3
Coding region: 1-1455 (484 amino acids)
Source: RefSeq, a predicted model, not a curated record
AUGGAAGUCGGUCAACGUCUUCGAGUUAAUGUAGAUGUGGCCACGAUUCGUUACAUCGGAGAAGUGGAUGGAUAUGGUUCACAGAGAUGGAUUGGCCUAGAAUGGGAUGAUCCGAGUCGUGGAAAACAUGAUGGAGUUGUUAAAGGUCAUCGGCAUCCAACAGGAGGAUCCUUGAUGAAAAUGGAAGCCGUUCCACAGCCGACAGAUCUUCUGUUCGAGAUCAGGGAUCGGUAUGUGGAAGAUGAAAAUGUCGAAAACGAAAUCGAACUGGCACAGUCUUCCAAGAAAAUUGAACUGAUUGGAAUGGAACAAACUGCAGCAAAACAGAGUAACAUUGAAAAACUUGUAAAUAUUGUUCUGGAUAAUCGAUCUGUCGGCUUCCCACCACCUUCUGAUUCUCCUCAAUUCCCUUUAUGCCAGGAAUUGAACCUGUAUGGAAAUUUAUUGUUCAAAUGGGAAACAGUCGGACAGAUUCUGAAACAUUUUCCAAAAAUUCGAGAGCUGAAUUUACGAAGGAAUCGAAUGCGAUCUUUCGCUGAAGAGGAAAAUGAGUGUGAAGGCGAGAUUUAUUCAGAAUCCUGUAGAAAGUUAGUGAUCAGUGAAUGCUCAAUAACUGAGAAUUCGCUCGACCCCGUCCUUCGAAGGUUUCCAACUACUUCCGAAGUUGUUGCAUUUGGAAAUGAUCUCAAAAGGUUCCUGGUGUCGGAUUCAGUUGCUCAUCGACUCACUUUACUAGAUCUUGAAGACAAUCUCUUUGAUUCUAUAAAUGCGAUUGAAGGCGUUUUCCCAAAUCUCACACAACUCUCAAUCGCCAACUGUGGAAUCACUAGUCUUGCGGAUUUUGAAGGAUGUUCAAGGUUUCCGAGAUUGGAGUAUCUAAAUGUUCGAGGAAAUGUAAUUACGGAUUGGAGAAGUGUGAAUGCGAUGAAAUCUUUGAAGCACAUGAAACGGUUGCUAUUUGAUUGCAAGGCGAUGAGCGUUGAGAAAGGAAUUCAUGCUUAUGAAGUUGUCAUAGCAAAGCUGAGCACACUGAUCGACCUCAAUCGAUUUGAUGUUUCGGAAGUCGAAAGGAGGUCUGCUGAGAUUCGUUUUCUGAACAAAUACGCUGGAAUCGAAGACAAAACCGAUCAUCAAGAAGAUAUCACAAGAUUGAUUGCAAUUCAUGGAGAACCAACUCUGGAUACAGCCAAAAAAGGCCUAACUGUGGUUCAAAUUCGAAUUGAAUGCGGGAAUAGGGUAGAAACGAGAAAGCUACCAUUAGCAAUGAAUGUACAAAAAAUAAGAGAUAUGCUAACUCGCCUCUUCAAAUUAUCUCACUCAGCAAACGCUCGUCUUUAUCUAGUGAUGACUGAAAAAACGAAACAACAUAGAAUCGAAUUGGACAAUCCACUUCGAGAAUUUGGGUACUACUCGCCUUCAGAAGAUCGUGAUAUUCUUGUUGUUGAACAUGAUUGA